Neocloeon triangulifer is the source of this 2826-nucleotide messenger RNA. RefSeq names its product ankyrin repeat and KH domain-containing protein 1-like. Lineage: Eukaryota; Metazoa; Arthropoda; Insecta; Ephemeroptera; Baetidae. Gene Ontology annotation, molecular function: protein binding. Gene Ontology annotation, biological process: intracellular signal transduction. The record is from RefSeq and is a predicted model, not a curated record. Bases 498 to 2192 code for a protein of 564 amino acids. The transcript is spliced from 5 exons.
GCCUGUGUGGCCUCAUACUUUUUGUUACGUCCGGACGGUCCCUCUUGGACGCCGACGUACUCCUCUGUACGCUGAACACACUCUUAGUGCUCAGGGCGGACUCGGUACCCUCUCAGGGUGCUCUCUGGAGCUCAAACACGAUCAAGUGGGAGGCAAGAUUUAAGAAGAUUAUAGAAUUAUCCAAGAAAACCAUCCGUGCUGCUAUCUGUGCAGUUUUGAGAACAGCGUCGAUGUGGGCGUGUCCCCACCACGGUAAAAAUCAAAACAUAGAAGAAGAGAGCUUGGAAGAGAGGUUGACUUGACAGAUGUUGGAAAAGACGACGACGUGUAGGGAAGAGUGAAGUGUUACAAACAUAAGAAUAGAUUGGGAGAAAUUUUUAGAGAUUUUUCAAAUAAAUGGAUUAUCUGAAAAUAUUUUCAAUUAAUUUUUCUUUGUCCGAACGAGAUCCUUUGAAUUAAAACAAACAAUGCCCUAAUCAUCGGAAUCUCAAUUUUCAAUGGGCUCCCUGGACGAGUUGUUCAGCGCCAUUCACCACGGAAAUGUCUCGCAAGUUGUCGAGCUCAGGAAAAAGGGGCUGAACAUCAACCAGAUCGGCAAGGCUGGAUUUACUCCUUUGGGGGCGGCUGUCCAGAGUGGGCAAAUCUCGGUGGUGAGGGCCCUGCUGACCCUGAAAAACGAGUCCUCGAGCCGAUCGAGAAACAUGGGCUACUAUGUCUACCAGUUUGAUGAAAACGAGAACAACCCGCAGUCGUCAAGCAGCCACCAUCAGGCCGAGGAAGAGAUGGUCCGGACGCCGGACGGAAUGGAGAGUCUCGAGUGGGACAGGGAGCUGCCUGGGGAGGAGCAGGCCGAGGAGGCCGAAGAGGACUCGUAUGCGUCUCUGUACAGGUGGUACGCCAGCAUUCUGGAGCGCACGGGACAUGUUUUGCCUCAGGAGCCCAUUCUCGAGAAUAUCGACGUCAACGCGACCGAUGUCUACUUCAGGACGGCCCUCCACUACGCCGCAGAACUUGGCAACGAGGACAUCAUCAAGGAACUCCUGAAUGCAGGUUGCAAAGCUGACGUUGGGGACAGCAACGAGGUGAAGCCUCUUUUAUUGGCUUCAGCCAGAGGUCAUACGGGGGCAGCAGCCCUUCUGCUGGCCAGAGGAGCACACCCUGAGGCGAAAGGACCUGACAAAAGCAGCGCCUUGCACGCCGCCUGCGCCCGAGGCUUCACAGAAGUUGCGGAAGUCCUGCUAGAUGGUGGAGCGAGAAUCGAUGCCAUGGAUUCCUCUGACCGGACACCCUUGUACCUGGCAGUCUCCAGAGGACACGAAGACACUGUUCAAAUGCUCAUUCGGCGAGGAGCGAGAAUUAAUUUAGAAGAAAUUCAUGGUUAUAACGCCCUUUGUGAGGCUGUUUGGCAAAAGAAACCUCGAUUGGUGUGUCUGUUGCUCGAGUCUGGUGCUAAAAUAACUCAUUCUCAUCGGCUUCUGCAUCAUUGCGUUUUACUUCGACAACUUGAAAUUGUGCAGCUGUUGCUCCAAGCAGGAGCUUUGGCCAAUUUAAGGGACGACUCGGGAGACACACCUCUGUUGCUGGCUGUUAGAACAGGACAACUGGAUAUGGUCACACUACUUUUAGGAAAUGGUGCUAUAGUGAAUUGCUCGAACUCUGUCACUGGUCAUUCUGUGCUGCACGAAGCUGUCAGCCACGACUUUCCAACAUUUCUCCGGCUACUCGAGUGUCUCAGAGCUCAUGGGGCCAGCCUGGACUCGGAAGCCCUGACGACAGGUGACUCUGCCCUUUGCAGAGCUUUGCUUCUGGGACGCGGUCGGGCGGCGGCGGCUCUGGUCCGUCGUGGCGCCAACACCAAUCUCAGAGUGCCCAUUGCAGGUGACACUAUAGACUGGGCUUACCGGAAAACUAGACGGCCCAGUCUGAUUCGGACUCUGGUGCUGGCCGGGUGGCACUCGAGAAUUUUGCCUUCGACUAUCAGAAACUGCCCUGACGAGGCGCUAGGAAACUGGCUGCAGACCGUCUCCACCAACCCCCUCUCAUUGUGUGAAAUUGCAAGACUGACCAUCCGAAGGAUCCUUGGCCGACGCAUCUACGACACUGCCGACCAACUUUGCCUGCCGAAGAUGCUCAAGAAGUACUUGAAGAUGCAGGAUAUCUGUGAUUCCGACCAGGAGGAUGACUCUUGGUAGCAUUUGGUUGUUAACCCUUGUAACAUCCCUAGUCACUUGCGGGCAACUGUUUUUUUUUCAGUAUCAUUCAUUUUUUUUUAAUUCAAUUAAUUAAUUUUAAUUAAUUAAUUCAAUUUCACCAAGAAAAAAGUCACAUGUAUCAUCAAACAAAAUAAUUAACGCUGUGCUAAUUAAUAAUUUGUUGUGAAAAAUCAAUUGAUUAAUUUCAAUUAUUAAAUUACAUGUAUUUACUUCAAAUUUCUAUUGUAGAACAUCUAUUAUCAAGUCAUUCUAAUAAGCACUUGAAUCGUAAAUCUCACAAUUAUAUUCAAUCAUGUUAGCAAAUCACUGCGUACAAUUCAGCAAGGUUGUAAUCAAUUUAAUGAAAAAGUUGAUGUAAUAGAUCAACCCCUUUAUAAGGAACUCUGUAAAUCUUAAAGCAAAUUCUACUAGCUUUUGGCUCUUUAUAGUUUUGGACCAAUAUCUCUUUCUUCAAGUUGAAGAAUUAAAAAGAAAUAUUUACAAAAUUUCUGGAAUAAGAAAAGUGCAUUUUCAAUCAACAUCCCUUUGAAUGAGUCUUUUUCCUAAAAAGCUUGACGCUUUGACAGGCUUUCAACUUUGGCAAACAUUGGCGCUUUUUACUUGGAUAAAACAC